Messenger RNA from Ostreococcus tauri, 1095 nucleotides. Its product is annotated as PIH. The transcript has a single exon. NCBI's taxonomy places the organism in Eukaryota, Viridiplantae, Chlorophyta, Mamiellophyceae, Mamiellales, Bathycoccaceae. The record is from RefSeq and is a predicted model, not a curated record. Gene Ontology annotation, cellular component: cytoplasm. The coding region runs from base 1 to 1095 and encodes 364 amino acids.
AUGACGGACGCGGGCGAAGACGUCGACGUCGGGCGCGUGCGUGAGCUCUGCGAAGUGCUCUCCGCGCUCGUGGACGGUGACGGCGCGAGCGUGCCCGUGCCCGAUGAGGCGAAAGCUUUCCUCGACGAGCUCGUGAACGCUUUUCCGGUCGAAGGAAUGAACGACGAAGAGAAGGUGAGAGAGGUGAUGAAGCUCGUUCGAGAGGCCGCGUCGGGUGGGCUCGAGCGCGUAGACGGCGGUACAUCGGCGACGACGACGGCGAUGUCCGCGACGAGAACGGUCGAGCUCGAGCCCAAGUUUGUCGUCAAGACGCUCGACGCUACGGGCACGAAGGUCUUCGUGAACGUGUGUGCGAGCGAGUUCGUGGACGUUCCGGACGAGAAUAGAGAAUCAUGGAGUCAGGGGCUGAUGCACAAGUCAGUGCCGCGGGCGUUGGAGCGAACAGCCCGAGAGAGCGCUCCCGAACUGCGUUUUCCGUUCAGCUGUGGGGACGCAAGGAUCGACGUGGACUCCAGUGGGCAACCAGCGGUGGUGUACGACGUCGUUUUCAAUUCAUUCGUUUUGCGGCACGCUGAAGUUUACAAGCCGCUGAGACGUUUCGUCGCCGAGCUGAGCUUACGACGAGUCGCCGAGAAGCACGCACACACAGCGCAGAUAAGCUUUACAUACAAGCUGCCGGCGCGACUAUUCAUUGGAGCGGCACCACCUCCUCCGCAGCGCAUUCGAGUGGAUCCGAAAUCACUCGUAUCGCCCGUGAGUGAGGGAGAUGCGACCAAUGGUGAGAAGGUAAACGUGUGCGAACGCAUACAGCACGAGUUAGAAUACGUCGGACAGCCCGUGACGGCGGCUAAACUUCGCGUGUUUGUUCCACCGGGACGACAAACGAAGGACGUGCGCGUGUUCAUCGUUCGUGAAGGGUUAGAAGUUAGUAUCGCCGGUUCACGCAUCCCGCCCGCGCGCUUUGAGUUACCAUUCAUGCUUGAGAGCAACUCUGCGAAAGGUCGGAUCAAAGCGGCGACGAGAGACGUGCGCGAGCACGUUGAAUAUGAGGUGCAAUAUUUGCCGUACAAACUGGCGGUAGAACGUUGCGAGUAG